This is a messenger RNA of Ornithodoros turicata, 1653 nucleotides long. RefSeq lists its product as uncharacterized. The transcript is spliced from 2 exons. The record is from RefSeq and is a predicted model, not a curated record. Bases 66 to 725 code for a protein of 219 amino acids. Lineage: Eukaryota; Metazoa; Arthropoda; Arachnida; Ixodida; Argasidae.
UGAGAACGGAUUCGCGCACGGCUACAUCGUGCGCGCUGUCACAGCGCGUCUCGAAUUCGAGUCUUAUGCAGGAGAGGAUGAAAGUUAUUAUCUUCGUCCUUUUCGCCAUUGUGGUCAGCGCCUCCGCCGGAAACGUUGGCUACGGACGCCAAUUUGCCACCGGAAGCCGCUUCGCCGUCGACGCUCCCGUCAAGAAGCCGCUGGUCACCGUGGGCUUCGUGAGAGAACCGGUCGUCAAGCAACACUUCGUCACGAAGGCCGUCGUGAAGUACGUGCGCGUUCCGGUCACGACUGUCACGCACGUUGUCAGGCCCUUUGUUUACAACCACGGAGCCAAGAAAGGGUCCCGACUACGUUUUGGUCCAGCCGAAGAAUUUGGGUCUGGACGGCUGGGCGUCACGUACAUUAAAGACACGAUCCCCGAUUACGGUGAUCUCAAGGGACUCGGCGUAGGAUACGGACCGGGAGGAUUUGGAGGAGGAUACCUUAGCGGAUUCGGUAUUGCCGACCGGUUUGAUCCGCCGCGCGUUUACAGUGAUCUGAAGGAACUACCGGUGACAGACGGCGUUCAGGAUGGAUAUGAGGACGUUCUCGGAUCGAGCUCGAGGUUUGGAAACGAUCUAAAGGGAUUUUCGCCGGUAGCGGGCCUAGAAUCGGCGACGCGGGACUACAAACUGAAGGGUGGGUUUGACGAUAGCUACGGUUACAGCAAGGGUUAUUACUAAACGUGGGUAUAUUUACGGGGAGCAGAAAAAUCGGAAGUUAACCAAGCGAGCGAAAAGCGCGUAUUUUAAGCGCCACCUACACUCUAAGAAAAAAAGGAGUAAAACGGGGAGUAAUUGCAGCUUCUACUCCCCUAGUCUGCAAUUACUCCCCAUUUUAGUCCCCUAACCCGACAUUUAGUCCCGACGUUUACUCCCCAGGACUGCAAAUUGUCACUAAACUUCGAGAAUGGUCUCUUGAAUGCAACAGUCUACGUAAAUAUGUGCCCUUUGUCAAUCUGAACGACAUAAGGCUGUAUAACUCAGACAACGUAGCAAUUUUUCAGCGACACAGAGUAAGAAACAGUUAGCGCAUCUUUCUUCGCAAAUUGUGCCCUAGUAUGGCGCAAGAUUUUAUAUAACUCGAUAUAUCACGGUUGACGGUUUGCUUCAAAGUAUUUUCAUGCAUGCACACCAAUUAUGUACCUGGGACUCUUACAACAGCGCCUGAAAUUCGGUCUCCACUCUGUGACAUUCAUUUACUCCCGUGAAUCUACUCCCAAAAGGGACUAUUUUUUGUGGCAACGCAUUUAGUCCCCAAAAGGAGUAAAAGUACUCCUUUUUUUCUUAGAGUGUACUUGGUUAACAUUGCAAUACUGUUGCGUUCACAUCGUAAAGUGAGAAAAAGAUGGUCGUAUCUGGAAAACUACGGAGAAGUAUUUCGUCUCGUUCUAGCCCUGGAAGCACGCAGAUAUCAGUGCCUUAUUGAGAUAACGUGAUAAGUCAUAUCUGGAGCCCUUUAUGUAGCGUAAGUAGAUUGUGUAAAGAAAGGAACUGAAGACCCACACAUCAAAAUCAUAACGAGGCCGCUGACGGAAGAAAGCAGAGGCUGGUCGGCGCUCAUGAUGAAAUUCUUUGUAUCAUGUAAUGAUGAUGAUGAGCAUUAAAAAAA